This is a messenger RNA of Cladocopium goreaui, 8163 nucleotides long. The record is from the annotation of a GenBank genome assembly. NCBI's taxonomy places the organism in Eukaryota, Dinophyceae, Suessiales, Symbiodiniaceae.
AUGAAAGACACUCUCUCCAACUUGAACAUUUUGGUUGAACCACCGGCUGCCAAGGAGAGUUGGGCCCACGGACUUGUAGAACGUGCUAUACAAGAAGUCAAGGAUGUGGCCUCGAAAAUUUUCCUCUCCAACAAAGAUUUGUCGCCACAGAUUGUGUUUUCUUUGGCAACCUAUGCCCUGAACUCAACAGAAUUUGUACAGGGAUUUACUCCUGUGCAGUGGGUCUAUGGUCGUCAAGAAACUCUGACUGAAGAAGAUGAGCGUAGUUUGCAACAUGCCAAUGCUGAGAGUCCACAGCGUGACUUCACAAGUCUUCUUCAACGGCGUCAAUUUGCCGAGGAUGUUGCCCGAAAGGUCAAGGCUCAGCGCACUCUGACCAAACUCAACAACUCGAAGGUGCGACAGCCACUUCAAGUUUUUCAUCCUAUGGAUUUGGUGAAGAUUUGGCGAAAACAGGGCUUAGACAAAGGUCCACGGGGAGGUAUGAAAAAGGCAAGCCGCUCUCAAUGGCUUGGUCCUGGUCGUGUAGUUUUUCAUGAAAUUUUGCAUGAUCAGUAUGCCGAAGAUUCUCGUCGUCAUAUCGUGUGGGUGAUUGUUGCAGGUACCAUGCAUCGCUGUAGUGUUCACAGUGUUAGGCGUGUUACAACACAGGAAAAACUGGAAUAUGAACUUCACAGUCCUGAAAAAUCUGACACUUGGAAAAGUUUGAGCGACAUGUUACCCAAGAGAUCUUUCAUUGACAUGGCUGACGAUGAACCUGGUGAUGAUGAAGAAGAAAGACCUUUCCUUCCCGAUGAACCUGAUCCUAGCACUCAGUUGCCACGUUUUCGGCACAGUUUCAAAAGUCCUCCAGAUCUAGGUGAUACUGCAGUGGAAAUUCCAUCAAAUUUGAGGUAUGUGAAAGUUCACUCAACCGUUCCUUCAGUUCUUGAUGCUGAACCUUUGCCAGCCAACGAUUAUUCUCCAUCUUUUGCAAGCUCUCCUGAUCCUCUGGAUGAAGUUGGUAAUGAUCGUGGUAGUGGUCUUGGUAGUGGUAUUCCUUCUGGUGAGGCGAAGUCUUCUAGCUCUCGCCAUGCGCUUUUGGAUGAUGGCGCCACCACUGAGCCUGAGAGUAAGAAGCCUCGCACGGAUGCUGGUUCAGCGGUGCGUCGUUGUGAAAAUGCACUAGAAGAGCAAGAAGCUCGUUCCAGUGGUAGACUCAUGAGGUGCAGGUGGGUGCUGACUUGGAAGCACACACCAGCAGAAUCUCUACAGGAAUCCCAACAAGAACUUCGAGAAAAACCAGAGAGCACCACUUUGACCAAAGAUGCCUCGAAGAAAGCUAAGGCGAGGAUUGUGUUGCUCGGUUUUGAGCACCCUGAUUUGUUGUCUGAGGAUUACAAAACAGCCUCUCCUGUUCAAUCGGUUCUCACGCGAAAUUUGAGCUAUCAAUUGGUCAUGCAGAAUGAUUGGGAUAUAGAAGGAAUAGAUAUGAGCACUGCUUUUCUUCAAACAUUGCCUUCUGAAGAAGCCAAGCGUUUGUGGACAACUGGAGUCAGUGAACUUAGACAAGCUUUGAACAUUCCUGAAAACGGUGUCAUGCGAAUUCUCAAAGAUUUCUACGGUUCAACAACAGCACCUCGUAACCUAUGGAAAAACGUAGAUGACUCUUUGAAACAGCUCAAUGCCACCAAGAUCAAAUGUGAUGCUUGUUUUUGGCUCUGGCGAGUUCCUGAAGAUGAACGUUUCAAGCCUGGUGAUCCCAAUUUUCGCUGGAAAACUCUUGGUUUUAUGGCAGGUCACGUUGACGAUUUUCAUCGCUCUGGUGACAUGAAGGUGCUCUACAAUGGGUUGCAGUCCAGACUCAACCGCUACUUUGUGCACGAUGCAAUCUACUCCUGUGAACUCUUGAUGCAUGCUUUUGCCUGGCGUGUGGCCCAAAACCAGGGGUAUCUGAAACCAGCAGGCUUCGUUCACGGAAUGAAGGUGAAACGUCUUUUCCGCGCCAACGGCUCACACCUGCGGCCUCAGAAUGACUGGAAAGCCAUCGUUUUUCACAAUUUCACGCGUCAUAUAGCCCCAGAGGUGAGAUCCUUCGGCAUGCGCAGCAAAUGCUUCGGCAGCCGGCCUCGCAAGAUGGAUGACUUAGACCUGUGCACCCUGCAAAAGAACAGGGGGUUGGGCAAGAUCUUCCUCGAAUGGGAUCUGCAUGGCCACGAGCUGGCCAGCGACAUGCAGCUGCCCCCGGCUGCUUUGCUUGGCCACUUCGCCAAUGUAGGAAAGACGUCCUGGGAUCACCCAGAGCAGUCCCACGGUGGUGACCUUGCACAGGUGCCUAUGGCGUCUUCAUCAGCUGGAGCUGAUGGCCCCGGUGGGUCAAUCCGCUAUUUUAGCGGCGAAUCAGAAGACGACCUGGAAUACAAGAGGUGGCGUAACUGGGUGGCGAACAAGCUGCUCACACUGGACAAGUUGCCGAAGGAAGCCUAUGGACCAUACAUCUACACCUUGCUGUCAGGCAAAGCUCUGGAGUGUGUGGAGCAUUUGGACACAGCAGAUUAUCAGAAGUCAGGGGGAGAUCAAGUACUUCUUCAACUUUUGGAUAGUCGUUUCCCUCAGAAGGAGAAGACAGAUGUCAUGGGUGAGACUCUGGGCGAAGUGUUCAAUUUGAGAUCCAAACCAAAUGAGCCGUUGAAAGCAUGGGUGGCUAGGGCCACCGAACUGUUUGACAGGUGCGAGAGGAAAUGUGGUGUAAAGUUUCCGCCAGAGGCUCGUGGAUGGAUCCUGCUUCAUCGAGCAGGCCUUACAGAAGAACAGCAAGCCGUAGUGCUGGCCAGGGCACAGGGCAAGUUGGAGCGAGAACAAAUCUCAGUGGCCAUGAGGUCAUGUUAUCCGGAGAUGAUUUGCCGUGGUACCAAGUCUACAGCUGCUCACGUGGUUGAGGAAGAUUCUGGUCUUGAUCUGGAUGAAUCGGAGGCUCCCACUUUGGAAGCCGAGUUUCCCGAUGUAGAGCUGUUGCUUUCAGAACAUCACUGUCAUGGAUUAGAUGAAAUCAACGGCAGCAGUGAUGCGUUUUUGGAAACGGACGUUGCCGAGGUUCUCCAGGUUUCCUGGCGCGAAAAACGUGCUGAGCUGUCUAAGUUACAGAAGGCUCGAAAGUUCACAGCUGCCAAGGAACUCCGCCGAAGUUUUCGAGUGGAAGUAGAAGAACUGAAACGCAAGACCAAGUGCCAUCGAUGUGGAAAGCAGGGACAUUGGUCCCGCGAAUGCAAACAGCCCAGGAAGGAUUUUCCUCAGAGGUCCGAGACCAACAAGGGUUCCGCGCCUACUUCUGGCGCCGCAGUGGUGCAAGCAGAUUCAUUAGAUUUUGUAGCUGCCGUGGAACAUGUGGUCCCACAUUCUGUAGACUGGGUUGGCCGUGAGUUGACAAUGUUGGAACAGCUGCGAGAAAUGACACAGGGUCGAACUGAGUCUCAACCGACGGUCACCGAGAAUGAGGUGCUGCUGGUAUCAUCACCCGGUUUUGGGGUGCUGGAUUCGGGAUGUGGCCGAACGAUCAUUGGAUUGGAAACACUGUCUGACUUUGAAAAGAUGCUGAACAAUCGCAAUAUGCCCAAGCCAAGUCGAAGAACAGAGUACAACAGUUUUCGUUUUGGAAAUGGUGCUACAGAGAUUUCAACUGAGGUAGCAAUGUUGCCCUGUUUCUUAGCUGGUCGAAGAGGUGUGAUUUCAGCAGCCGUAGUGCAAGGAAAAGCUCCCUUGCUCAUCUCUCGUGGAGCUCUUCAGUGCCUCAGGACAGUCCGUGUCCUGCCCAUGAGUGUCCUGAAACCCCGAAAUAUGUGUGGAUUAGAGAGGUUGCACCAACAGGUCAUGUCAUGUGUCACGACGGAAAGGACCCAUGCCAAGUCGAAGCGCAUGAUGGUGGUCGAAGUGUUCUCACCUCCGAGAUUUGCUGAAGCGUGCCAGCGUGUAGGACUCAAAGCCCGCAGCAUUGAUCUGAUCACCGGCCAGGAUCUCACAGUGCCUGCCACUUGUAGGGAAUUGGAGCAAGACCUUAAGGAUAAUCCUCCCGAGCUCUUAAUCUUGUGUCCCCCAUGCACUGAUGAAGGUGGUUGGUUUCACCUAAACAAGCAUAAAUGGCCGGUAGAAGAGUAUUUGAGACGUAUCACCCAAAGCAGGAAUUUCAUCAAGUACUGUUGUCGUCUGUUCAAAACCCAGGUGAGUCUAGGAGGUCGAGCCAUGUUUGAACAUCCGAAACCUGCCAAGACUUGGAAGUAUGAAGAGAUGCAGAACUUGUUGAGGAGAUUCCCUUCUGUUGACUGUGACAUGUGUCAAUAUGGGUUGAAAAUUCCUGAUAGUGAUCGUUUCAUCCGCAAGAGUACUCGUUUGCUCCUGAGCCAUGAAGACAUGAAAUGUCUAGGCAAGACAUGUCCUGGUUCCAGCGAUCCGUGCCAUGUGUGUCAUGAUCACGUUGCCGGCUCACAUGCCUCGAUUGGCCGAGUGAGCACGUUUGCUGGCCGAUACACGGAAUCUUUCGUGCAGGCUGUGUUGGAAACCGUUCCUGCAUACCGCAAGCAUUGUCACCAGUGUCUAGAGGUGCACGAAGAUACAGUUCCAGACCGUCUCUGGCCGGAAGUGUUGGCCGUGACUGAGAAAGUAGGCGAACAGUCUGACGAAGAACUCAAGGUUGUUUUGCUGAAGGCUCACAAGAAUCUUGGUCACCCCGCCACACAUGAUCUUGUGCGCAUACUCCAGAACGCACAAGCCAGUGACCGUGCCAUUGCGUUAGCCCGCACUCUAGAAUGCCCAGUUUGUAUCAGCCAAAGCAAGCCAAAGGCCGCUUUGCCUGCUCAGCCGCAAAGGGUCUCCGAAUUCAACAGGCAGAUUGGCAUAGAUGUGAAGCAUUUGACUGGUUGGCGUCCGAAUCAGAAGAUCAAGGCGUUGAACAUUGUUGAUACUGCGAGUGGUCUCCAACGUAUGAUUCCUUUUACCAGCCCUGAAACCAGUAAACUCCUGUGGUCACUGUUGCAGGAACAUUGGAUUAGUUGGGCAGGCCCACCCAAGGAAAUCGUGUUGGACCCAUCUGCAACGAAUUUGGGAGAACCACUUAUUGUUCCUUUAGAACAUCGUGGUAUUCAUGUUCGUCAGAUUGCCGCGGGUGCUCACUUCCAACUAGGGAAGGUAGAAUCGCAUGGAGGUUGGUUUAACCGAGUGCUGGAGAAGAUCCUGACGGAAUUUCCGCCUUCAAAUCAUGAAGAUUGGUUGGAAUGUGUUAGCCAUGCCCAUGUCAAGAACAGCAUGUUGCAACAUCAUGGAGUCACGCCACAUCAGUUUGUGUUUGGUCGUAAUCCUGAUGUUCCUGAAGAUCUUCUCAAUGAGCCCCAGCGAGUAGUCAGUGCCACUGCAGCCCUUACAGAUGAGGCCAUUGAUCGAGCCAACAAGAUCAGGCUUUCAGCAAGGGAAGCUGUCAUCCGCUUGCAAGACGAUCGGUCCCUCCGAUUGGCUCUUGCUGCACGUCCAAGGGUUGUAGAAGAAUUUAAGCCUGGAGACAUGGUGGCAUACUGGCGUAAUCAGAAGUGGGUUCAGGGUAAGCUGAUGUUAGGGGGUAAGUGGUACGGUACUGCCAUAGUGUUGGGUAAAGUAGGUCGUAACUAUGUCCUUGCCCACCGAAAGCAAGUCCUUAGAGCUGCUCCCGAACAAGUUCGUUCAGCGACCACCGAAGAGACCACUUUGCUGAAGACAAUGGAUGUUGAGUUGCUAGGAAUCAAAGAUCUCAUUGAAGGAGAUGCUUUCAAGAGCCAGCAGUUUCAUGACCUCACGUCCCAAUCGUAUCCAUCGGUGGCCAACACGAACACCGGUGAACCCACAUGCUUGGAACCAACUGAGUCUGAAAGGACUCAUGAUGCUCCUGCCGCGCGAGCCAGUUUGCACGUGCCUGACAGCCCAGUGCCACCGCUGGUUCAACAGCAACCAGCCGUGCCAGAGCCUGCAGUAGGUGAUGUCCCAACAGUGCCUGAAUCUCUCGUUCCUGAACCAGAGCGUAACAGCACUGAAUUGAGUGAUCAGGCAAGCCCUUCCAGUGAGGUGUCCUCUACUUAUGGUCCAAUGAGAAAGGUACGAGGGAAGAACGGGCCUGAUGCGUUGUGGCGUCCGCCCUCCAUGAAACAGGAGGAUUUUGUGUCCAUCAUGCAGGAAGUUGCACCGCAGCUCAUCAGUGAUCUUUUACACCAAGAGCACUCUGGAGUUGCCGACUCAAGCAUGUCAGCUAGUAGCCACUCAGGGAAACGUAAUCACGAGCAGGGUGAUUCCAGUCCAAGUGAAGAGCCUGCAACUUCCAAACAGCGCACCGCCUCUCCAAGCACAGAGACCAUGUCAGUAGAGUGGUUGGAUACAUGUGACACCGCCGAAGUCCUCAUUGCAGAAUACCUUAAACAUAAAGCUGCCAAAGAGAUACCCCAUAGUAACAAUCUACCAGAGGUGCAGAAGAAAGUUGAUCAGGGUAAGCGACUUGAAUGGGAAACAAUGGUCAACAAACCGGGGGUAGUUAAAGUUCACUAUGGUAAACAUGCUCAGAAGAUUCGUGAAGAACAAGCCCAUCGUUUCAUUGGUAGUCGUUUUGUGUUGACACGGAAAGCAAUGGAGGAAGGUCAGGUAGUCAAGCCUGACGAUCCAACCACGUACACUGUAAAGGGGCGCUGGUGUUUGCAAGGUCAUUUGGACCCAGAUCUGCAGCAGAAAGCUGAAGAAGGCAAGCUUCAGUCUCCGACUUUGAGCCAGCUUAGUCGUAUGGUGUUGAUGCAGGUCAUAGCCAGCCAUGGCUGGGAUCUUGAACUGGGAGACAUAAAGAGUGCCUUCCUUGAAGCAGGGUUGUUGGACGACAAGUACCGCCCGCUGUAUGCCAAGCAGCCACCAGGUGGUAUUCCAGGUCUCCCAGAGUCUGCAGUGAUCGAAGUGUUGGGAAACAUCUACGGACAGAACGAUGCCCCUGCAGCAUGGUUUGGAACGUUCAAACAAGCAGCCAUAGACGCUGGAUGGAUUCAGAGUAGUUUUGACAGCUGUUUGUUUACCCUUCGAUCCAAGCAGAGUAAUUCGCUGAUAGGAGUGCUGGGGGUUCAUGUCGACGACACGGCUCUUGGAGGAGCCGGGCCUGAGUUCCGUUUGGCCAUAGAGAAGCUUCGUGCACGUUUUCCAUACAGAAAAUGGCGUGUCAACAGUGGGGAGUUUUGUGGUGCCUUUUAUGAGCAAGAUCCCAAGACAAAAGUCAUCCGCAUGAGUAUGAAGAACUGCGCUGAAAAGCUUCGCCCAGCCAAUAUCAAGCGAGGUGUAUCACCAGAGACACCUCUUGAUGCUAUGCAGCAACGCACUUUGCGUGCAAUCAAUGGUUCUCUGAAUUGGCUGGCCUCGCAGUCAAGACCCGACAUCUCAGCACAAACCAGCAUCAGUCAACAAGCCUUUCCAAAUCCCAAAAUCCGACACCUUCGACAUGCCAAUAAUGUGGUCCGAAGAGCCCGCAUGCACAGUGACUUAACUAUAACUUUCACCCCCAUCAAGCCAGAAAAGCUGACUGUCGUGUGUCAUUCAGAUGCGGCCUUUGCAAAUGUUGGUGACUAUACCCAAGCUGGUCAUAUCAUUGCUUUUACCGAAACUAGUCUACAGGAUGGUCAGGUAGCUGCAUGGUGCCCCAUAACUUGGCGAAGUCACAAGCUCACGCGCGCAGUGAGUUCAACAUUGGCUGCUGAGAGCCAAUCAUUGGCCACGGCGUCUGGUACAGUGGAGUGGAUCAUGCUGCUGUUGUCAGAAGUUUUGGAUGGACCUUUCAAGUUGCGUGACUGCAGAGAGAAGCUGAGUGUUAGGAAACCUAUCCUGGUGACAGAUUGCAAGUCCCUUUACGAUCAUCUCAUGUCACCAUCGGCCCCAACUGCAAUUGAAGAUCGUAGGACUUCCAUAGACGUAGUCAUAAUCAGGGAAAGCAUUCGUUCUCUCUCAGCGUUCAUGCGUUGGGUCCCAACCGAUCGUAUGCUGGCAGAUGCUCUGACGAAGGAUCAGGGCGACCCUCUGGACAUGCUACGCUCGUGUCUAAAAAGCUCUGUGUAUCAGAUCUCACCUGAGGAUCAUGUGUUGCGAAUGCAAGCCAAAGAGAGAGAAGACCGACUCCAAAAGAGACUCAAACCAAGUUCCCCAAAUUAG